GUUCGCUUUUCAUGAUUUUUUUUUUCUCGCUCUUCAUGAUUUGAGAAGGAAAGAAGAUGGUGGACUGAAUUUCACAAAAACAAAAAAUGCAGUUCAUACUGCUGCUGGUCGCCUGUCUACAUUCUGCUGGCGGUGCAACUCACAGCUGGAAAGCCUAUUACGCUGCAACAACUGGAUUGAGUCAGUUUCCAGAGUUUGUGGCACUGAAUCUCAUUGAUGAUCAGUUGAUGGGAUACUUCGACAGCAAGACCAACCACUUUCAGAGCCAAUUUCAGUGGAUGGAAGAUAAUCUUGGGAAAGAAUAUGAAGAGCGUCAGACUAACAUUCUACUGGGCCAUACUGCAACAUUCAAGAACAACAUUCACAUUGCAAUGGAGCGCUUCAACCAAACACAAGGUGUGCACACAUUCCAGGAAAUGUACGGCUGUGAGUGGGAUGAUCAGACUGGAGCAAUAAAUGCAUUUAGACAGUACGGAUAUGAUGGAGAGGACUUCCUGACUCUGGAUUUUAAGCAGAUGAGAUGGACUACUCCAGUGUGGCAAGCAGUAAUCACCCUACAGAAGUGGAGCAAUGACAAAGGCUUUAUUGAAAGUGACAUGAAUUACUUCAGGUCUGAGUGCAUUGAGUGGCUGCAGAAGUAUCUGGAGUAUGGAAAGAGCAGUCUGAAUAAAACGGUCUCUCCUCAGGUGUCUCUGCUGCAGAAAUCUUCUUCUUCUCCAGUUGUGUGUCAUGUUACAGGCUUUUACCCCAGUGGAAUAAAGAUCUCCUGGCAGAAAAAUGGACAAGAUCAUGAUGAGGAUGUGGAGCUUGGUGAACUUCUACCCAAUGCAGACGGAACCUUCCAGAAGACCAGCACUCUCAAUGUUAUACCUGAAGAGUGGAAGAACAACAAGUUUAGAUGUGUGGUGGAGCAUCAGGGGGAAACCAGAGCAGCAGAUGAGACUAUCUUAACUAAUGAUGAUUCUCUUCCCAUUGGCUUGAUUGCUGGAGUUGUUGUUGCUCUGCUCCUUUUGGUUGUCAUUGGUGUAGCUGGAUAUAUGGUGUAUCACAAGAAAAAAGGCUUUAAACCAGCUCUGAUGAUGGAUCGAACAGCUCCGCUCAUGAAGUUCCACAAGCAUAAAGAUGAGACUGGAUGUGUGGGAGGGAUGAAGAUGAAGAAAUUAUGCUUGUCGCACUGUUGA
Danio aesculapii is the source of this 1181-nucleotide messenger RNA. RefSeq names its product H-2 class I histocompatibility antigen, Q9 alpha chain-like. Gene Ontology annotation, biological process: immune response. Bases 87 to 1181 code for a protein of 364 amino acids. Gene Ontology annotation, cellular component: external side of plasma membrane. The record is from RefSeq and is a predicted model, not a curated record. The transcript is spliced from 8 exons. NCBI's taxonomy places the organism in Eukaryota, Metazoa, Chordata, Actinopteri, Cypriniformes, Danionidae.